AUGAAGUUACAAUGUCAAGUUGAAGUAAUUAAUAGAGUACAUAGCAGUUUAAAUAUAAGAUCCAAUGGCAAAUACUUAAAAUCUACCCUAGCUUUAGGAAAAGAGCCUAAGAAUGACAAAGAGUAUUUUAUUUUACACUUUUCCACUGUAAACAAAAAUGGUACAAAAUAUAAAUUGAAAUGUAUGAAACAAGUGUUUGUUAAAUGUUUAAAUGAAGGUAAAGUUACAUUACGAUUUGAAGAACCUGCUCAUGACCUGUGUGUAAAAAGUGAAGUUAUACAAUUAAAAAGUUUUAUGAGAUUACUUAAAUCUUGUGUUACUGGAGACACUAAAGAUUUGAAGCUGUCAAAUUUAGCUUCUAUAGGUAUUACCGUUAAGGAUGUGGCUCCAACUAAAUUAACAAUCAGUAAUCGUUCUGAGUUUCCUGCUAAAGGUUUGCCUCGAACACUGGAAUCUUUAUACAUAGUAGGGCUUAAACUAUGUAAUUUUCGGCGAGACAUUUUAUUACUUAAUCACCUUGUAAUUCUUGAUUUAAGUAAUAACGAAAUUGAAAAAAUUCCCCCUGAAUUUGGUAGAUUGCCUAGUAUUCGUGAGCUUUAUCUAUCUAAUAAUUGUUUAGGGAUAAAGGAUUUUGUUGAUUGGAGGUGGCUACUAGGAAUAAAGAUUACAAAAAAUUUGAAACUGUUAGAUCUUAGUGGAAAUAAAUUAAAAGAAUUGCCUAAAAGUAUUUGGAAGCUUCAAAACUUAGUAACACUUAAACUAGAUAACAAUAGUUUAGAAAAAUUGCCAGCUACUUUAGGUCGCAUCAGUACACUGAGAUAUUUAACUGUAUCACAAAAUCGGCUACAGUCUUUACCAUGUGGCUUGAUGCAAUGUCGCUUAGAAUACAUAGAUCUCUCGUCAAAUAACUUUAUGUAUGAAAAUGAAGAUAAUAAAACUGUUAAUUUUAAGCCAUGGGAAUUCUACAUUAAUAGUUUGUUACAUAUUACUGCUAAAGUGGUUUUAAAUAAUAAAUUCUUUUAUGCUCCUAAUAUAAUACCAUGGACUUUAGUGGAAUUUUUAGAUAAUGCCAAUAUGUGUGUGUGCGGUAAACCAGUUUUAAAUGACAAUUAUUUUAUUAUUAAAGAAUUUCAGCUGAAAGAUCUAUAUAGAGUAGUAGUUUUCAACAACAACAACAGCUGUGCUAUAGGAUUUGAGUGUUACUUUUGUUCACCUAAGUGUUUUAAGAAA
Brenthis ino (lesser marbled fritillary) is the source of this 1230-nucleotide messenger RNA. Lineage: Eukaryota; Metazoa; Arthropoda; Insecta; Lepidoptera; Nymphalidae. The record is from the annotation of a GenBank genome assembly.